CCAAACCCGCCAAUCAGAUCCGAACCCGCAAAACUCAGCUUCAAAAGAGUCCUCACUCUCCGGCGAUCGCUUCCCGUUCGCCGACGCCAUUGCAUCCCAAUCAAAGGCUUUUGGUUUGUGGCUUGUGUUCGGAGGCAAUUAGGACACCAAUUGAUAGGGACAAUGAAUUAGGGACUGCAAGGAACCAUUUUGGUAGGGUAGGAUUACCUUCGAUGAUUCCUUCCAUUGGGAAUCAGCAGGAGAAGUUUGAUGUUGAGCUCAUGGAUCCUGAUCUUUGGAGGGUGUCGUUCGGAUUGUCGCAUUCUAUGGAUGGAAUUGUGGGGAAAGGAGAGGAUUUUUGCUCUUCUGUUGGUGAUGAUGAUGGCUCUGGUGAUUGUUCUACAGUGAUGGAUAAUUGCCCUGAUUUUGAUGAGAUUGAUGAUUUGAGGCUGCGAAAGAAACUUUUCUACAAGUUGGAUAGAGGUUCCAAAGAGUUUGAAGAGUAUAGUUUUGAUUUCCACAGGAAAAUUCCUUCUAGUAAGCAUCAAGAGAAGUCAAAGCAAACCAGUGCUAGAAAAGAAGACAAGAAAUCUGAAAAGCAAAGUCUUAAGGUGUCAUCGUCUCAAAUGAACAAGCUUGUAAAUGCGGAGAAGAAGAAAGCUUCAUUCCAAGAAGGAAAGAAGCUUCCUUUCAAGAUAGAAAGGAAUACCCGUGAGAGUAGUGGAGUUGGUGAUAUGACAAAAUUCAUAGAGGGGAAGAAGUUGAGAACCCCGACGUUUAAUCAACUCACUGAUCCUUACCACUUACCUUUUUGCUUGGACAUUUUUGUCACGAAAGGUUCAGUUCGUGCUUGUGUUGUUCACCGAGCUACAAGCAAGGUGGUUGUUGUGGCUCAUUCGAUUUCAAAGGACAUGAAGUUUGAUGUGGCAUCUAGAAAGGGAGUUAAAGCCUGCUUUGCUGUGGGGAAAAUUUUGGCUCAGCGUGCUAUGGAGGAGGAUAUUUAUAAUGUGGUUUAUACACCAAGGAAAGGUGAUAAGAUUGAAGGGAAGCUUCAAAUUGUACUACAAUCUAUUAUUGAUAGAGGAAUUGAUGUCAAACUGAAGCUGAAGCAGAAGCAGAAGAAGCCAUUGAAGGCUUCUCAAACAGUUUCAACGUGAACAAGUGCUUCAGAAGUCUUUUGAAGCAAGAUGAAUCUGUUUACAAGAAUUCAACUGCAUCAUCACAUAUAUAUACUCUUUCCGGCGAUUAUAGUCAGCUGUGUCAUGCAAUGUCUUGGGUGGGAAAUGAGGGCUGAUUCGGUAACACUCGGAAUGGCUAUGCAAAAUAUUUGAAGUGGUUUAAAUUGUGAAAGAUGCUGAUCUUCAAGGAUCAAUUCUAUAUUUGAGGAUGACAAAUAUUGGACAGAAACUCAAGAUCAUUCUUUUGUUAAUGAUGGGCUUCUGGGCAUAUUACAAAGAAGAAAAUCAUCGGUGCCGAUGUUAUGUAUUGAUAAUUGUGGUGAGAUUGAGAUGAUUUUUUGUUUGUGAUGAGGAAGAGGAGUGCCUUGAUAUGUAUAUUUAGUUUCUUUUGAGUUCUAUAUAAAUUGGAUGCGAUUGUGUUCAAAGUUAUACUUUUGUUAAGCCAAGGAGUUUUUACAUCUUGGAGUUGCAAAAUAAAUUUAUGUCAUUCAUGAGAUGGUAUAUAAA
Messenger RNA from Dioscorea cayenensis subsp. rotundata (Guinea yam), 1664 nucleotides. RefSeq lists its product as uncharacterized. Gene Ontology annotation, molecular function: 5S rRNA binding; structural constituent of ribosome. Bases 213 to 1136 code for a protein of 307 amino acids. Gene Ontology annotation, cellular component: ribosome. The record is from RefSeq and is a predicted model, not a curated record. The transcript has 4 exons. Gene Ontology annotation, biological process: translation. NCBI's taxonomy places the organism in Eukaryota, Viridiplantae, Streptophyta, Magnoliopsida, Dioscoreales, Dioscoreaceae.